This is a messenger RNA of Nicotiana attenuata, 414 nucleotides long. RefSeq names its product 33 kDa ribonucleoprotein, chloroplastic-like. The record is from RefSeq and is a predicted model, not a curated record. The transcript has a single exon. Lineage: Eukaryota; Viridiplantae; Streptophyta; Magnoliopsida; Solanales; Solanaceae. The coding region runs from base 1 to 414 and encodes 137 amino acids.
AUGGAAGCAUCACCCCGAACUGGUUCUUCGGUACAAAAAAUGCCAGGUUCUUGCUUCUCUGUUGCUGCUACAGCAUCUACUUCUUCACUGUAUCUCUUCACUCAAAAGCCUAAAUUCUCAGUAGAUCAUCUUUCCUUAAGUACUUAUAAUACUCACUUCAACUUCAAGAUAAACUCAACAAAACUCAAAGCCCAUUUCCCUAUUUCUUCUCUUUAUCGCUCUUCAAUCUUUUUGAGCACUUGUGCUUCUGUGUCUGAUGGAGUUGAGGUUGUCCAAGAUGAUGACGAAGAAGAAGUUGCAUUGUCAACCGAAGAAGAAGAGGAAAUUGAAGAAAAAGAAGAAGGUGUUGAGUUAGAAUCAGUUGAAGGUGGUAGAUUGUACGUGGGUAAAAUGAGGAACAAGAAGUGCGGGUAA